ACACCACGUAAUUUCCAAAUAGCCAUCUGACGUCAACUGAGACUCGGUCAAUCAAGGAUGGAGGAAGAAGCUCGAAGGCUACUCGAAGAAGGAAUCAGUAAGAAAUUGAUAAGCCCCGGUAAAGGACAGCUUUCGACCUUCUCUGAUGGCACAAAGGUGGUCUUCCACUACCGCACCAGCCUGUGUGAUGGCACGGUAUUGGAUGACACAAAGACCAUGGGCUUCUGCAGCAAACCCAUGGAGCUCAUCCUGGGCAAGAAGUUCAAACUGGCUGUGUGGGAGAGAGUGCUGAUCACUAUGAGACAAGGAGAAAUUGCAGAAUUCACAUGUGACACCAAACACACAGCACUCUACCCGCUGGUGUCCCAGUCACUGAGGAACAUCAGCGUUGGAAAGGACCCCCUCGAAGGCCAGAGACAUUGCUGUGGCAUUGCACAAAUCCACUCCCACCACUCGCUAGGGCACAAGGAUCUGGACCACCUUCAGGCUAACCCACAGCCUCUUGUCUUCACUAUUGACCUUCUGGAGGUGCAUCCUCCAGGCUCGUUUCAGCUCGAUGUCUGGGCCAUGACGGACGAGGAGAAGCUGGCGUAUGUGCCUCACAUUCACGAGGAGGGCAACGCACUCUUCAAACAGGGUCGAAUAAAGGAGGCCACAGAGAAAUACUACAAUGGCAUCGCCUGCCUGAAAAAUCUACAGAUGAAGGAGCAUCCAGGAGAUAAGUCUUGGAUCAAGCUGGACCAUAUGAUCACACCUCUGCUCCUCAACUACUGCCAAUGCAAGUUACUACAAGGCCAGUACUAUGAAGUCAUUGAACACUGCUCAUCACUCACCUUCAAAUACGAGGAUAAUGUGAAGGCGUACUACAAGCGAGCAAAGGCCCACGCUGCAGUGUGGAAUGAGGCGGAGGCCCGAGCAGACUUUGCCAAAGUGUUGGAGCUGGACCCCUCUCUGGGACCCUCUGUAGCCAAGGAGCUGCGUGCCAUGGAGGAGCGCAUUCGCUCUAAGGAGAAGGAGGAAAAGGGUCGCUACAAAGGCCUGUUCAACUAUAAUACACGACCACCGACCGCCACCACAGGUUGAGAAGCUCUGAAGAAGAAAUGAGACAAUACCUGUGAAUUUCAAGGAGACGACGCAGUAGGACACGCAAUGCAGGUGUUUCAGUUUUAUCCACACACCCAAGACAAACUUUAUUCUGUGUCAUGCUGUCCUCCACACCGGAACACAGACAUUUUCCACAUGCAAUGCUCCAAAGGUGGAGUGUGUAACUCUGCAUAGUUCCUCCUUAAAAGUCAGUGCUUUGUUUGGCUAUCAUUAAUAGCCUGAAAUUUGUCUCACCGUCAAGUAAUUCAAAAUCGUCAUUUAAUCUUUAAGUUUUAAUUGUGUAUGUACUCCCUCACUGCUGUGUAAGUAACUGCCACACAAGUAGAUUAAGCAUUUAUAGUCCUCGUAUUGACACAGAGCUUUUAUAAUACACCUAUAAUCGCGGCUAAACUGGUAAUUUUAUCCAAGAAAAAAAUGAUCUCACAGACACCGCUGUACAUUGUGCCACCAGACCUCAUUGGUAGCGAGAUAAACGACGGACCUCUCACUCCUGGCUUAUUGGCUCAACAGAUGGACCUGGUUCUGAGAAUCGGGACAUAACACACUUUAGUUACUUUAUUGUGUACUCGUAAAUGCUCUCAUUAUAGCCGGGUAUUUAUUUACCUAAACUGCAAAGAUGAUGGAGCUUUGGAAUUGGAAGCAGGCAAUAAUUAUAAAAAUAUAUUAGCUAUCACAACUUAAUUUUGUAACUUUAAUAAUUUGGAGUGCAUGAGAAAGUGGAAAGGAAACUGUUGCUCUUUUUGACCACAUCAGUCAUUUAUUAACAUGUAUAUUGUACAACACAGCAGCAACAGAACCAAUGUUCUAAUAGCAGUAAGGGGAAAACUGUUCAGCCAGCAUGGAUACCACUGAUGAGUUCAUUGUAAACAGUAUGGCAAGUGUAACACACAAGUUUCACACCAACAGCUGAGUAGCGCGACCAACAUUUCAAAGCGCAUGCAGAGGUAGAUAAAUCUGCUGGAGGCUGAACACUUGUGAUACUUAAAAAGCCACUACUGCCAUUUUGUUGAUUUUAUAUAUAAAAAAAAAAAUCAACAGGAUGUUGCCUACAGCCAUAGCUGUUAAUAUUUUUCGACCCGGUCCUUAUUUACUUUUUUAAGACUACACUCCCAAUGACGAUAGGAGAGGCAUUAAUUGGGGCAUUUACAGAAUUCUUAUUUCAUGUGUAAGAAAACUUAUUUUUUUCUGUGCAGCUGCAAGUCAGCCUCACUGUCUCUGCAAAAAAAUGUAUUCACCAUGUAGGGCCUGAAUCAAGUCUAUUGUCCCACAGGAGUCAAUUGUGUAAUACAAAUAAAUGUGUUUAUCCCUGC
Messenger RNA from Dunckerocampus dactyliophorus (ringed pipefish), 2414 nucleotides. RefSeq names its product aryl hydrocarbon receptor interacting protein (gene aip). Gene Ontology annotation, molecular function: protein binding; peptidyl-prolyl cis-trans isomerase activity. NCBI's taxonomy places the organism in Eukaryota, Metazoa, Chordata, Actinopteri, Syngnathiformes, Syngnathidae. The coding region runs from base 58 to 1083 and encodes 341 amino acids. The transcript is spliced from 7 exons. The record is from RefSeq and is a predicted model, not a curated record.